Molecule: messenger RNA, 1623 nt
Organism: Aspergillus versicolor CBS 583.65
Lineage: Eukaryota; Fungi; Ascomycota; Eurotiomycetes; Eurotiales; Aspergillaceae
Product: OSTA/TMEM184 family protein
Exons: 6
Coding region: 1-1563 (520 amino acids)
Biological process (GO): transport
Molecular function (GO): transporter activity
Source: RefSeq, a predicted model, not a curated record
AUGGGCUGGCCGGUGUGCAAUACUACCUUAGAAGACGAGACCAUCCAUGAGAUCGACUUAUGGGAUGGCGGUCUUACAUUUCACGAGCUCUGCGUCAUCCUUGUCGGUGUUUUCGCGCUCAUUGCUGGUUUUGUCGCCUUUUACCUGAUCAUGCGACAUGCGACUCAUUAUAGCAAACCCACUGAACAACGGCAUACCAUUCGCAUUCUUUUGAUGAUACCUAUUUACUCCCUCGUCUCCUGGCUCAGCACAUUCUACUACAAACAUGCCGUUUACUACAGCGUUCUGGGCGACUGCUACGAAGCGUUCACGAUCUCCGCCUUCUUUGCGCUGAUGUGUGGCUAUAUUGCUCCCGAUUUGCACAGCCAGAAGGAUUACUUUCGUGCAAUACAACCGAAAAACUGGCUCUGGCCUAUAACCUGGCUGCAGAAGAUCUCCGGCGGGAAGAAAGGUGUUUGGAGGGUGCCGCGCAGCGGCCUGACGUGGUUCAAUGUUAUCUGGGCUGGGGUGUUUCAGUAUUGCUUUUUGCGAGUAUUGAUGACCAUUGUCGCCGUAGCUACGCAAAAGGCCGACCUAUAUUGCGAGUCGUCUCUCAACCCGGCAUUCGCCCAUAUCUGGAUCAAGGAUGAAAUUAGCGAGCACUCUCCGUUCUUGAAGAUCCUGUCAAUAAAGCUCGUUAUUUUCUUGUCAUUCUGGCAAACGAUUGUAAUAUCCUUCCUGUUUUCUUCCGGGGCUAUCGAGGCCUCGAAAAAGAUUGCCGCGCCCGACCUUAAGGUCGUUCUUGCGCAUCUCAUCAUUAGUAUUGAAAUGGCGUUCUUUGCCAUAUUACAUCUCUGGUCAUUCCCAUGGAAACCAUAUGCUGCCGGGUUCCAAACUGAUGAAAUCACCGACAUGUAUGGAAAUGGUAAAAGCACUUAUCACGGCGGACGCUGGGGACUUCGUGCCCUUCUUGAUGCCCUCAACCCAGUCGAUCUCGUCAGGGCCGUUGGGCGCAGCAUGCGUUGGCUAUUCGUUGGUCGAAAGAACCGAACACUUGACCCGAGUUACCAGCCUACGAACGAAGCCAUCCGUCUCAACCCAGCAGAUGCUGAGGCGCACCCAGCCGAUACAAGCUAUGGAGGUGCUGGUGCUGUUAUGACUGGCGGCGCUUCAAGCCGUUACGGGAAGCAGCAGGAUGAAGAAGGUGAAGUCCUGCUUUCCCAUGCCCAGCCGAACCCGUCAACCACAGAUAUGGGAACAGUCCCUCCACCAUACGACGAAGACCAGGAUCAGUAUCACUUUGUCAACAGCAGGUCCGAAGACCACCUUGCAGAUUCAAAUCUUCAUCCACGUUCCGGGUCAAUGUCACCAUUUGAGGAGGUGCAUUACACUUCUGGGCCAUCUAGGGCCCCUUCAGAUUCGGAUAGUGGACCUUACCACAGUACCGCCGGGUAUCCAAAUACUACUAGCCACUUUCCGACAUCUUCAACCGAACUCCAGGAGCAGCCACCCAUUCCACUACCAGAUUCCUAUCAACCCCCACAUACUCGAUAUGAUUACGAUUCCCAAGGACGGCGAUACUAGAAGCUGGAAAACAUUUGGUUUUCUUGUCUAAUGAUUGCAUUUCCGUUUGAGAUUCCCCUG